Molecule: messenger RNA, 2154 nt
Organism: Penicillium chermesinum
Lineage: Eukaryota; Fungi; Ascomycota; Eurotiomycetes; Eurotiales; Aspergillaceae
Exons: 5
Coding region: 1-2154 (717 amino acids)
Biological process (GO): carbohydrate metabolic process
Molecular function (GO): hydrolase activity, hydrolyzing O-glycosyl compounds; carbohydrate binding
Source: RefSeq, a predicted model, not a curated record
AUGCGAUUUCUUUGGUUCGCACUCGGCACCUUGGCUGCCAGUGCGACUGCGAGUUCAGGGAACUCAACCACAAAUAAAGGCUUGCGCAUUCAGCAUGGGUUUGAGACGAUCUUGGUUCAGCCUUUCGGAUAUGACGGAAUCCGAGUUCGUGCUUGGCCUUUUCGACCCCCGUCGGGUCGAGAGAUUUCUUUUAUUUAUGAUCCUCCCCUUGAAGGCCCGGAAGAUGGCCAGGCCCAUGGCAUGAGCUUUGAUACGGCAUCCAUUGGGAACAAGUCAGAAGAGCUGCGGAAUGGCAAUAUCGUGGAUAACGGCACCGAAACCUUGCUCACGAAUGAAUAUGCACCUCUCAAGUCGAUCAAUCCUCGGUAUUAUUCCUGGAGUGGUCCUGGGAGCGAGUUCGAAGCUGAGUUCUCAUUCUCGACCACCCCUGACGAGCAAGUCUACGGUACCGGCACACAACAAGACCAUUUGAUCAACAAGAAAGGAUCGGUCAUUGACUUAGUAAACUUCAAUUCGCACAUCCCAGCGCCCGUAUUCAUGAGCAAUAAAGGAUACAGUUUCAUCUGGAACAUGGCGUCAACCGGUCGAAUGGAGUUCGGUCCUCUACGCAAUAGGUUCACGUCAGAUGCUGCGACAGUAGUCGACUAUGUGAUUGUGGCAUCCAAACCAGGGGAUUAUGACACUAUUCAGCAACGACUUUCUGCCUUGACGGGCCGUGCCCCUGUUCCUCCCGACUGGUCAUUGGGUUAUAUCCAAUCCAAACUCCGGUACGAGAAUCAAACGGAGGUCGUGAGCCUGGCGAAGGAAUUCCAGUCACGUAAUAUUCCGGUAUCGCUCAUCGUGAUUGAUUACAUGUCAUGGGCCCACGAAGGGGACUGGGCGCUGGAUCCCGCGCUCUGGCCUGAUGUGGCAAGCAUGGCUCAACAAGUGAAGAAUCUCACCAAUGCUGAGAUGAUGGCCUCGCUAUGGCCCGACGUCGGCGAUGAUAGUGUCAACUACCUCGACAUGAUGGCUCAAGGCUUUCUUUCUGCUACUCGGUCUGGUCCUGGCACUACUGAUUCAUGGAAUGGAUCAUAUGUGCGGAAUUACGAUGCCACCAACCCAGAAGCCCGGCGAUUCCUAUGGAACACCCUCAAGAAGAACUACUACGAUAAAGGGAUCAAAAAUUUCUGGAUCGACCAAGCUGAUGGCGGUGCUCUUGGCGAGGCAUAUGAAAAUAAUGGGCAAAGUACCUACGUGGAGUCCAUUCCAUUCCCUCUUCCGGAUGCAUUGUAUGCAGCUGGAACGCAAAAGAGUGUCGGAAAGCUGUAUCCCUGGGCCCAUCAGCAGGCUAUCGAGGAAGGCUUCCGAAACACCACGGGCACCAAAACGGGCGCCCCGUGCGACCACAUCUCUCUCAGUCGCUCUGGAUACAUUGGGUCGCAGCGCUGGUGCUCGAUGAUCUGGAGCGGAGAUACGACUUCUGUAUGGGAAACGCUUAGUGAACAGAUCGCCAGUGGGCUCUCUGCUGCAGCCACGGGCUGGGGUUGGUGGACCCUGGACGCCGGGGGGUUCCAAGUCGACCCCACGGUUUGGUGGAGCGGCAAUAUCGACACUGCCGAGUAUCGAGAACUCUAUCUCCGCUGGUUCCAAUGGGCGACAUUCUUGCCUUUCAUGCGCACACACGGCUCCCGGGCAUGUAAUUUCCAAGAUGCCUAUACGUGUGCGAAUGAGCCCUGGUCCUACGGAGCUGAGAAUACCCCGACUCUCGUGUCCUACAUCCAUUUGCGAUACCAACUCGCCAAGUACCUCCAGGCUAUCUUCCAGCAAUUCCACCAGACCGGUCGCAUGAUCAUGCGCCCUCUCUAUAUGGACUUUGGGACAUCCGACCCGCGUGUGUCUGAAUGGACUCGGCGCAAUAUCAAUGCCACCACGCAGCAGUACAUGUUCGGGCCACGGCUUCUUGUGGCGCCCGUGACUCUUCCAAAUGUCACGGAGUGGUCUGUUUAUCUUCCUCAGCCGAGGGGCGAGAGUUCUCGGCCAUGGACGCACUGGUGGACCAACCAGACUUUCGAAGGAGGGCAAUAUGUCAAUAUCUCGGCCCCUGUUGACCAGAUCCCCCUUUUCCAUUUGGGCUCUCGAGCUGAUAUUUUCGAUGGGAAAGUCUUCUCUUAA